This is a messenger RNA of Acipenser ruthenus (sterlet), 3948 nucleotides long. RefSeq names its product transmembrane prolyl 4-hydroxylase-like. The record is from RefSeq and is a predicted model, not a curated record. The transcript has 9 exons. NCBI's taxonomy places the organism in Eukaryota, Metazoa, Chordata, Actinopteri, Acipenseriformes, Acipenseridae. Gene Ontology annotation, molecular function: procollagen-proline 4-dioxygenase activity; L-ascorbic acid binding; iron ion binding. Gene Ontology annotation, biological process: peptidyl-proline hydroxylation to 4-hydroxy-L-proline. Bases 1031 to 2587 code for a protein of 518 amino acids. Gene Ontology annotation, cellular component: endoplasmic reticulum.
UGUAUGUAAUGAAUCUGUUUGAAAGAUGUUCUGUGCUGGUGCUGUAUGUAAUGAAUCUGUUUGAAAGAUGUUCUGUGCUGGUGCUGUAUGUAAUGAAUCUGUUUGAAAGAUGUUCUGUGCUGGUGCUGUAUGUAAUGAAUCUGUUUGAAAUAUGUUCUGUGCUGGUGCUGUAUGUCGGAGGAUUCUGAAUUGCAGGUAACAUGGAUAUUGUAUUGCUAGUCGAUUCUCCAGCAUCGCUGCAGUAUAGUUUGUAUUGUUUGGAUAAGGAAGUCCCCAGUGUGUUUGUUUUUUAUCCCACAUAUUGUAUUUGAUAAUAUAUCAUAAAUGAGGUAGUUAGUCCGGUAAAAGCUGUAUCACCACUCAUUUUCUCAUAAUAUUAUAACUGACGUGGACUUCACUAAGAUGGCCGACGCCGGCUUCACCAAAUGGUGACGUUAUGCUGCAUCGGCCAUCUUGGAUUUGCGAGUGAACUGGUGACCACACUUGAUCUGGUCUGGGCUGUACGGCACGCGUUUAAUCACAGAAUAAACAAUUCAUUCAUAAGAAUGCUCGCUGGCACAACGAGGAUACAAGAGUAUUUGACACCGCAUAUGAAUAUACUUUUAAUGAGGGUAAAAUAGUAAUGCAGUAAAUACUGCAACACAAAAACCUUCCGAUCGUCGCCGCUCCGGAGAAUGUUGCGCAGUAUCCCGAGCCCUCGGCCGAGAGAGAGAGCUUGCAAGUGGGGUAGACACUGAGAAACCCUGAGACACACGGUUAUGGACCUAGCCCAAUUGCUUGUUCGUUUUUAUUAGUAUCCUUCGGUUAAAUGUGUUCGGUUGUUGUAUUUGUAAAAUCUGGCAGGACAAUACGCACCCAGUUGCUAAGUAACGGCGCUGUUAUAUUGUGUGUUAUUAUUGUUUAAUAACGGUGUGAUGCGAGUAACUACCUGGUGACAGGACUCUGUGUACACGCUUUUGAUUAUGACGAGUCACAGGUACAUGGUCGUCUAGUUACUGUUAUAAACAACAUCCACGACCGCGCUGCCGUGAUGAUCGACCACCGCCCCGGGGUUUUGAGUCCGCAGAGCCCGAGAGAGCCGCUGGGCUCCACCGAGCUCUCCAUGCCCCGGGACCGAGUCUCGCUUCAGAAAAGCAACGUGUGCUCUCGCUCCUACUUUGUCUUGGUCAUGGUGUUUGUGCAUGUGUACAUAAUCAAUGUCAUCGCGUUGCUGCUCUACGUGCAUUACAACAACGGCCCCGGGGACAGCUCUGCUGUGGAUGGCCAGGACUCUGCUAACCCGUCCUUCAGUAACAGCGGGGCCCACCCGCUGCCCGUGAACCCGGAUCCCGGGCCAGACGCCAUGUAUCUCCCUCGCCUGGAAGGCAUCAAGGUGGGACAUGUACAGAAGGUGGCGCUGGUGCCAAAUAAAGUCCACGAGCUGAAGACGCUCAGCAUGAAACCCCUGCUCUUCGAGAUCUCUGGCUUCCUGUCUGAUGAAGAGUGUCGUCUCCUCAUUCACCUGGCCAAGCUGAAGGGGCUGCAGGAGAGCCAGGUGAUGAUCCCAGAGGGAGGGGACGAGCUGGCAGAGCAGCUGGAGAUCAGCCAAGAGGAGAUCUUCAAUCUGCUGGACCACAACCAGGACGGGCAGCUGCAGCUGCAGGAGGUUCUGACCCGUUCGCGUGUCCGGGACGGGAUCUGGCUCACUCCGGAGAACGUGAGGGAGAUCUAUGCAGGGCUGAAGGCUGAUCCUGAUGGGAACGGGAUGCUGAGUGUACAGGAGUUUAAGAAGCUCAAUACCAACGCCUUCCAGCAGUUCCUGCAGCAGCGCGGAGUGGAGAAGAGCCAGCUGGUGCGCAACAGCAAGCACACCUGGCUGUACCAGGGGGAGGGGGCACACCAAGUGCUGAGGCAGCUGCAGCAGAGAGUGACUCGUCUGACACGCCUGCCCCCUGACAUCGUGGAGAACAGCGAACCGCUGCAGGUGGUGCAUUACCAGCGGGGGGGGCACUACCACGCUCACCACGACAGCGGGCCUGUGUACCCCGAGACUGUCUGCUACCACACCAAGCUGGUAGCCAACGCUAGCACCCCUUUCGAAACUUCCUGCCGGUAUAUCACAGUCCUGUUCUACCUGAACUCUGUCCCUGGAGGGGGGGAGACGACCUUCCCAGUUGCCGAUAACAGAACAUACGAGGAGCUGUCUCUGAUUCAGAACGAUGUGGAUCUGCUGGACACCCGGAAGCAUUGUGACAAGGGCAACCUGCGCGUGAAACCCAGCCAGGGCACAGCCCUUCUGUGGUACAACUACCUGUCUGACGGGAAAGGCUGGGUGGGGGACCUCGAUGAGUACUCUCUGCACGGAGGCUGCGUGGUCACUCAGGGCACUAAGUGGGUUGCUAAUAACUGGAUUAACGUGGACCCAGACUCCCGACGGCAGACUCGCUACCAGCAGCUCGUGUCCCGCCUGGGUGGGGAGGAGACUGCCACAGAGAGGCUGGAGGAGCUGUACCGGGGGAUCCACGCAGACCAGAAUCAGAACUUCCACACAGACCAGGACCUGCACCAGGACCUCCACACAGACCAGGACCUGCACCAGGACCUGUAGCAAUCACUCGUCUAUUGAGAAGUGAAGAUGGGAACCAGCAGAUCUCAUGGCUGUGUGAAGCAGCAUGCCAGCAUGUCUUCAGAAGAGCCUUCUCUGGGAUGCAACUGUAAAUAGCCAUAACUUCUUGUUUAGUUUGCAGUAGAACCUAAAGAGUUUCUCAGCUUUCACAUCACUGCAGUCUUCUAUGAACAGCUAUGGCUGAAGGAAGUCUCCUAGCGUUCCUGUUUAGCUUUCAUUUUCACCUGGUUGGUGGACAGAUGUUGUAAUUGCACUAAGAUUCCAGACUCAUGACGACAGCUAUUUCAAAGUUUUCAACUUCUUAAUCUGAGAGUUUCUCUGCGCCAGCGCCUGCUCUUGCUGGUGUCGAUGCACAUCAUUGUGACUCGGGUUCAAACAGGCCUGGCAGGUUAAUAAGGAUUUCGGAGGGUCAGUGCUUGAGACCCUUAAUGUUUACUGUGAGCUAAAAAAAAUAAAACAUUGUUAAAGCCAGGAAACACUGGCAAGGAGUUCUCACUAGAAAAAAAGAUUGAAAGCACUGUAGUAACUGUCCUCAAAGCCAGGAAACACAAGGAGUUCUCACUAGAAAAGGAAUUGAAAGCACUGUAAUAACUGUCCUCAUGUUGCUUCUGUAGUAAUUUAAAUGCAGGCGUGACUCGUUAUGAGUGUUUAAACCCAGAGUGGAGGCCUGCGCUCGGGACAGAGAUGUGACUCUCUUGUAACCUAUAAAGGGUAGUGAUGUCAUGUUGCGCACCACUGCUGUGCAGCGCAGUGACCAGACUGAUCUGGGAUCAUCUGUUUAUAUAGCUUUUUAAAAGUACAACAUUCUGUGGCACCUACUGUGUUACACACCUAGUGUCCUCAAGGAAUAUAUUCCACCCUGUACCCAGCAGAGCUGCAUCAGUAAUAUUCCACCCUGUACCCAACAGAGCUGCAUCAGUAAUAUUCCACCCUGUACCCAGCAGAGCUGCAUCAGUAAGGAUGGAGCUGAUUUUGUUCAGUUAGAACACAACAGCUUAGAGGGGAGGCUUGCUGUGUGGCUGGCUGGUUAUGUGGCUGGCUGUGUGGUUGACCGGCUGGCCGACUGGCUGGCUGUGUGGUUGGUUGGCUGUGUGGCUCCUGAUCACCUCCCAUGAAAUACUCAGGCAGGGUGUGUUUAAACUGGCAGGCAUGGCUAACACUGGGACUCAGCAGCAUGGGUUUACUUGUUUGUUCAUUUAUCUGUUUGCUUAUUUAUUUCUGUAUUUAUUGAUUUGUUUGCUGUGUUUGAUUGUUGUGGUUGGUGUUACGUAUUGAUUUGAUUUUCAUGUGCACUGAAACACUUUGCUUUAUUCCAAUGAUAAAAUAAAGAGAAUUCAAAGAAA